CUCAACACAUUUCCCGAGGCGAUGCCGCAAUGCUUUGAAAGCCAGACCUUGGUUCCUCCUGGGACAACAGCAAAGAGGAUUCAUUGGGUGUCCCCAGAGCUCCCCAAAGCCUCAUUGGCCACCAGAAAGCUGUGGAGGUCAAACAUCCCUCCAGAAACAGCACAAACCCACCCAGCUUUGCUCCUUCAUCUUCAUCCGGGUGGCUGACACUGAUCCUGGGACUGUUCCAGCCUAGAGCUCCUCCUACCUGUGACCCAGGAUCCCAGCCCACCCUCUGCCAUGAAAAUCCUUCCUUUUCUCCUUGUUUUCCUCUUGGUGGCAUUUCACGGAGCUGCAGGUAGAAGCUUGGCAAGGCCCAGGAGACCUUACAUGGAGUGUGGGUAUCGUGGGACCUUCUGCCACAGGGGGAAAUGCCCUCGUGGCAACGAUUACCUGGGGUCGUGUCGUUCUGGGUACAGUUGCUGUAGGUGGUAA
This is a messenger RNA of Passer montanus (Eurasian tree sparrow), 474 nucleotides long. RefSeq names its product gallinacin-4-like. NCBI's taxonomy places the organism in Eukaryota, Metazoa, Chordata, Aves, Passeriformes, Passeridae. The coding region runs from base 280 to 474 and encodes 64 amino acids. The transcript is spliced from 3 exons. The record is from RefSeq and is a predicted model, not a curated record.